CAGCCACCGGACUCUGCUGACUACUGAUGGCACCAGCCAGGAGCCUCGGCCUCCUGCUCUUUCUGCUACUGGGUUCAGAUGAGAUGCCCACUGAAGAACCGAGGAAUCCCUGCAAACUCAAGGAGGACCGUCAGUACAGCAGCUUCGAUUUGAACGACAUCGCUACAUGCUUCACCAUGUGCAAGGGGUCGGCGGACAGCCCCUGUGAUGUGGGGAACCUGCAGAGAUACUGGCUGAAAUAUGAGUCCUACCUGUUGGAGAAUUCCAUGGAGACUGUGGACCUGCCUUUUGUUAAGGCCUUGAUUCAGAACAUCAGCACAGAUGUCUCAGAAGACCUGCUGUUCUCUCUGAUGCCCUCCCAGAUCCCAAAGCAGGUGAUGCAGGGUGAGGAACAGCCCGCUGACAGAGUCCGACUUCCCAAGAGCCUGUUUGGAGCCCUCCUGCCUGGCAAUGGGUCUGCUGUCCAGUUGGCCAUAACUAUUCUGAACAUUAGUGAAGGGGAUGUCUUCAAGGGCCCCAAGCUCCUCCAGGACAAUGGUGGCAGCGUGUUGAACAGCCGCAUGGUGGGCUUGAGUGUGGGCCAGAUGCAUGCCACUGGACUGUCGGAGCCGGUGGAGAUCACCUUUUCCCACCAGCGCCAACCCCCUAAUAUGAUCCUCACGUGUGUGUUCUGGGAUGUGGCUAAAGGAAACUGGGAUACCCAAGGCUGCUCCACAGAGCCCGGGGAUGAGAGGACUGUCUGCCGCUGCGACCACUUGACCUUCUUCGCCUUGCUGCUGAGGCCGAUCUUGGACCUGGCCACAGCACAGACUCUCACUCACAUCUCCCAAGCAGGCUGUGGAGUCUCCAUGAUCUUCCUGGCUCUCACCAUCGUUCUCUAUGUUGCCCUCAGGCUCUCUCUGCAGAGGUUCAAGUCUGAAGAUGCCCCUAAGAUCCACAUGGCUCUGAGCGGCAGCCUGUUCCUCCUGAAUCUUACCUUCUUGAUCAGCGUGGGGAGCAGCUCUCAAGGCUCCCCAGCGUCCUGCUGGUUGCGAGCUGCCGUCAUGCAUUAUUUCCUGUUGUGUGUCUUCACCUGGAUGGGCCUGGAGGCCUUCCACCUCUACCUGCUGGCCAUCCGGGUCUUCAAUACUUACUUUGGACACUAUUUCCUGAAGCUGAGCCUGCUGGGCUGGGGCCUGCCUGCUCUUGUGGUUAUUGGAGUUGGGAGUAGCAACAGUUACGGUGUUUACACUAUUCGAGACCAGGAGAACCGCACCUCGCUGGAGCUGUGCUGGUUCCAGAAAGAGCCCGCCCUUUAUGCUACUGUCCACGUCUACUUCCUUGUCAGCUUCCUCUUUGGAGCUGUGGUGCUGGCUCUGGUGGCCUGGAAGAUCGUCACUCUGCCCAGUGCCACAGCGGGCAAAGAACGGGGGCAGACCUGGAAGUCGGUCUUCACUGUUCUGGGCCUCUCAAGCCUGGUGGGCAUGACCUGGGGGCUGGCUGUUCUCACCCCCCUGGGCUUGUCCACCAUCUACAUCUUCGCCCUCUUCAACUCGCUGCAAGGAGUCUUCAUCUUCGGCUGGUUCACCAUCCUCUACUUCCCAAGGCAGAGCACCACAGCCUCCUCCUCCGGCACUGCCCGCGUGGACCAGGCCCACUCCGCGUCACAGGAGUAGGUGGCUACAGUUUGCUCUCACCUCAGCUGGGUUGGGCGACCUCGGACAGCUCUCUACUUUCUUGGUCUCCAUUGCCUUCUCUGUACAGCGUGUCUGAGGAGGGAGAGGAGGGGGACCAGGCUGGACCAUGUGGCUUCAAAGCUCCCCUACAGAGGGCUGGAUAGACUGAUGGUUUGAAGAGGACACUGGUUCAGUUCCCAGCACCCACAUGGUGGCUCACAACUGUCUGUAACUAUAGUUCCAGGGGACCUGACACUCUCUUCUGGCCUCCAAGGGCAGCAGGCAUGAAGGUGUUGUAUAUACGUAUGUGCAGGCAAACAAACACUCAUACACAUAAAAUAGAAAUUAAAAAACAUUUUGAAAAGCUCCAUUUCAGAUGUGUCCAUGGGUCCAAAAAGCUACAAAAGCAGAUUUGUGGGAGACUAGAGUCUCUUAUUAGCCUGAGACCACUCCCUCAGCCCCCAGCAGAGUGUCAUCUUUACCCCUGUUGCCAUGGAGACAGAUCUCUACAGCUAAGCAGCUGCUUUCAGCAUGGACCACCUCUCGUCUCGCUAGGAGCCUGAGCCAAAGAGAGGAGACUUGGUGAAGGCCCUUGCAGAGACUCUAGCCUUUCCCCAUCUUGCCCUGUCACUGUCCCUCCAAUCCCACCUUACAGCUGCCUGUCCGUCCCCACCCAGGGACAGUCACAGGCUACUGUUCCCCACGCGCCAGGGGAGCAGAGGACUGGAGGUUUGUUUGGGGGCUUUGGUGAUCUUCUGUCUACACCACCCUCUUCUCUGUGCUCCCCAGUCGGGGCUCAUCCUAAUUCCAACUGCUGCUCUGCUGAGGGUUGAGGUCCUCCUAGGGACACUUUCCGAGAAUGCCACUCAGGGUGAGCGUCCGGGAACACCCCCCCACACACACACACACCCUACUUGACUGCCAGGCGUGUGGUCCGACUCUGAUCUGCUGUCAUUGUGGGGGCAGAAGUAGAGGUCCAGAGCUGGAGGCAUGCCUGGUCCAUCCACAUUCGUGUAUGUGGCUAAGGGGAAAGGGAGAAAAGGCAAUCCUUCCCACAAUGUCUGUACGCCUAUAACUAGGGACCUGGACAGCCUUGCCCACCAUUUCAA
Messenger RNA from Peromyscus maniculatus bairdii (prairie deer mouse), 2764 nucleotides. It is a transcript of the gene Adgrg3, whose product is annotated as adhesion G protein-coupled receptor G3. Gene Ontology annotation, molecular function: G protein-coupled receptor activity. NCBI's taxonomy places the organism in Eukaryota, Metazoa, Chordata, Mammalia, Rodentia, Cricetidae. Gene Ontology annotation, biological process: adenylate cyclase-activating G protein-coupled receptor signaling pathway; cell surface receptor signaling pathway. The record is from RefSeq and is a predicted model, not a curated record. Gene Ontology annotation, cellular component: plasma membrane.